AUGGCAGGUCCACCACCACCAAACAUGGGCUCUAUCAACAGAGAAUCAUUCCAUGCAGAUGGCCCUCCACCUUCAUAUUCAGAGACAGAUAUCUACUCUGCCACCACUCGCUCUCCUCAGGUUCCUCCUCCUACCUUUUCCGCCGCCGGUCCCGGCUCUGGAUCCGGCCACGGCCCCGCAGCUCCGGGUGACAAUAUCGCAUUCCCAAUGUCACCUACUUCAACCACUGGAUCAGUCAUCUACACUCCCCCAGAUACGCCUCAAACAGUGACUUCAAAUAUCGAGAAACCACAACAACUGUUGCGUGAUCGCAUAGCCUGUGCCACACGCUACUUUGAGACCCGAUCGUAUUUACCUUCAACGCCUCGUGCGUUAGAAUAUAGCCUUACUGUUACCCCGGAUUCUGUACCUGCCGAUAUCCCUUAUCCUGAAAACUGGGCUGCGCACGAUGUUACGGCUCAGGACUGGGCUACAUUUGUCAACUUCCUCCUCCCUGAUCAUGAUUCAGUAAAGAACGAAUCGAUUUUUGGUGGAGAGGCAAAGAGUGAAGAUGGCUCUGAUGCCAAGUCUGCCACUUACAAUGCAAACACCAGACCAGAGAGACAAGCUGCUGAUCCCAGUAAGCGGCACCUAUUCCGUAAAGAAGCUGAGGCUACAGUGUACCAUUGGAACACUGGCUUCUUCACACCCCGAGGGGUAGUCGUGUUAUUUGUGCCUGGGGAACCAGUGCAUAUGCCCGGAGGACAAGAGGCGGCACGUAACAACCCUCUAGAGGAGAUCCCGCAGGUUGGGGCCUCGUACCAGAGAGAAGCGAUGCCGCAGCGCAGAGAUGGACGUUUCCAAGGCGGUUGGGGAGGCCCGAGGAUGAAUGAUGGCAGCAUUCGACAAGGAGACAGAUUUGUCGUUGAUGGCAAUGGGAUUCGAAUUGGAGAUCUGCACAUAGACAGCAGAGGUAUUCGAAUGGGUGAGCAGGGCGCGGGAGAUGCAUGGCUUUUUGGACCUGGGCGUGGGCGUGGACACAUGCAUGCACCUCGGGGACGAGGACUCCAUAACCACCAUCACGGAGCUCGCAAUCACUCUUCCUCGACAUCUUCAUCAUCCUCGUCUGAUUCUUCUUCAAGCUGCGAAUCCAUUGGUUCACUUCCAGAUCACGACGACAUCAAAGACGAGCAAUUGCCCUUCUACAUCGCCCGUGUCGAGCAAUGGAUCGCCAACCCUCACGAGGUGCGCAGCAAGGCGGAUGUCAAACAGCUCAAGGCAGAGUUGAAAGCAGGGAAGAGGAACACAGCCCCCCUUGACCCAAACAUCGACCGAAAGGAACUCAAGAAACAGAGCAAGGCUGUCGCGCAUCAAUGGAAGAGUCUGAAGCGCGAUCAGAAGAGGGGAAAGAAGGAACGGAAAAGGGCGGAGAAGGAAGCGAAGAGACGGAUCAAGAGAGAGCUGAGGGAAUCCCGCAGAGAUUGUCGGAGAGAGCAAAAGGGUCGAGGAAGAGGCCGAGGUCGUGCGAACCCGCCUGGGGUUCCUGGAUUUCCCUCAGUACCGUCCAAUUAUAUACCAGGCUGGGUACAAUCCCAUACUGAUCAUGUUCCUAUCCCUCCACAAGGUCGUGGGGAUCCUUGGGGAUGA
Fusarium graminearum PH-1 is the source of this 1626-nucleotide messenger RNA. RefSeq lists its product as uncharacterized. NCBI's taxonomy places the organism in Eukaryota, Fungi, Ascomycota, Sordariomycetes, Hypocreales, Nectriaceae. The record is from RefSeq and is a predicted model, not a curated record. The coding region runs from base 1 to 1626 and encodes 541 amino acids. The transcript has a single exon.